AUGUUGGAGCCGCGUUCCAUCUUCACAGGUAAUGACACGACGACGUCUCUAGACUCGACCCCAGCACAGCCCAACAUCGACACCGGCGAAGAUCGCGAAUCUUUGGUAAAAACACCAGACACCCCGGACCCGCCCUGUCCCCUGGACCCAUCGUCCAACUUUCCCAACUUGCUGCCCCCAUGGACCCCCAAAUCGCCACUUGACCAUCGUGACUGCAUCAAGCACCCCGGCUCUGCGCCGCCGCUGCAUGGCAGUCGACGAGACAGUGGGAAACUUGUCGCCUCAACACCACCUGCUAUCCUUGGGACAAAGCGGCCGCCGCCCCUCUUCAGCGACACCCCGCCCGCAUCGCGACUCCCUGAGCCCGCGAGCGAGCCUCUCCACAAGCGUCGCAAACUUCUUCCACGCUCGCACCACGCCCUCCGCCAUUCGGAUUUCUCAAAAACCGCCCAAAUUCGGCAGAACAAUCAGCCUCCCUCGCCCCUCUUCUUCUCAUCGCGAAGUACCCGGCCACAACUCCCAGCGCGCUUCUCUAGCUCAGAGGCCGCUGCCAGAAUGCUCAGUAAAACUCGCGAGGAUAGUGGCAUUAAGACGGUCACGCUUGCAAGAGGCACAUUUAGCGGCCUGAGCCCGCCAGGCCCGACAACCGGGACCAGUGCGAGGUCGUCGGAGCGCUCGAGUCUGGCACGGACAGCAUCCCCGGAUUCGCGCGACAAGAGCGACCCGUUGCGCUUACUGGGCUCCGUCGGCAUAGUCGAAUUGCUCGAGCAAGAUGGGCGACCAACUUUUAUCGUCGACAUGGGUGAUUUUGCCAAUUACACACCGGAUACGUCACCCCUGCAGAUAUUAUUUGCCAACAGUGCCCUGCGUUCAAGUCCAUCAACUUGGGAGUUGGUAGCCGGAAAGCCGGCCGACUCUCCUCUGGAAAAUUCAAAUUCGCAUGCAACACAUCAGUUUCGGGGUUGGUUGUUGAGUACUACAGUUCCGGGCCAAGGUUCAGACGUAAACCCUCCGCCUGUAGAUCAUGGCGGUAUUGUGUGGUCAUGUUACACAUUGCGAAGACGCCUGCGCGUCGUUUCUGGUGUCGCAUCCGCACCUGCAAUAGUCUUACCCGCCGUGGACGCACCAAAUGAUUUUGUCAUACCCUCAACUCCGUCUGCAGAUCUCGUUUCGGGGAACAACGCAGAGAGCAAUUCAUCGGCAGCUCAAAAUAAUGAACCACAAGAUUAUUUUGGUAGUACUGUGCCCAUCGUCCCUCAAGGAGAACCUACGCCUCCCAUUUCUGCACCCCCACCCAAUCCCAGCUUCCCAAAAUUUGGCGAAGACGGCAGUGAAGCUAUUCCUCGGCCGUCAAAAAUCGGCUUCCCGUCAAUAGAAGAUUCGCUUUCUUAUGCAAAUGAGUGCGUAUUGCGAGCAAAUACAGCGGGCGACAUUGACUCUUUCCACAGCGAAACCCACAGUCCUCCGGAAGAUAACCAAGAUAUGGGCUUUUUCGAUUGGACCAGGCUAGCAGUAUCGCCAUCUCUUCCCAGACACAUUCAGUUUGCCCGGUCAAUCGACUGGGCCUCCACGCCUUUAGGUCCAAUCGAAUAUUGGUCCAACGACCUGCGUGCCAUGUGUAACCUUAUCAUGGCGAGUCCCCACCCAGCAGCUAUGUACUGGGGCGAAGAGCUUGUAGCCAUCUACAAUGAGGCUUACAUCGGACUCGCCGGCCAAAAACACCCCGCGCUAAUGGGCCAGAGCUACAAAGUUGCCUGGGCGGAGAUCUGGGAUGAGGUCAAGGGCGUCUUCGCGAACGCACGUCUAACCGGCCAAGCGACAAUGAAGGACGAUGAUUGCCUCUUCAUGAAACGGAAUGGCUUUCUGGAAGAAACCUACUUCUCCUGGUCCAUCAUCCCCAUGGUCGGAGAAGAUGGCACAGUCAUGGGCCUGUACAACCCAGCCUUUGAGAAGACAAGACGAAAAAUCGCCGAGAGACGGAUGCUGACACUUCGCGAAGUUGGAGAGCGGACUGCGACUGCUCGUGAAGUCAAAGGCUUCUGGGAUCAAGUGCUAAUUGCAUUGACCGAGAACGAAUUCGAUACUCCAGUGGUCAUGCUCUACAGUGUGAAUGACGAGAAUGACAGUGAUUCUUCCUCGUUGCAUUCCAGCAGCUUGCUCGGCUCAAAGCAGUGUUUCCUCGAAGGCUCCUUGGGUGUACCAGAUGGUCACCAAGCAGCACCCGACCAAAUUGAUCUCAAAGAAGGACAGGAAGGCUUUGGGCCCGUUUUCCGAGAAGUCAUGAAGACCGACAAACCGGUAGUCGUGAGCAUCGGCUCGGGGGAUUUGCCAUACGCUAUGAUGGAAGGACUCGAAUGGCGGGGCUUCGGAGAUCCUUGCAGGGAUGUGGUGAUAUGCCCAAUCCAUCCCACCACAGGCGAAAACAUUCUUGGCUUUCUGAUCAUGGGUAUCAAUCCGCGAAGACCCUACGAUGACGACUACAACCUUUUCGUCCAACUUUUGAGCCGGCAACUAGCGACGUCGUUGGCUUCAGUCGUGCUAUUCGAAGAAGAGAUACGGAGAGGUCAAAGGGCAGCCCGACUAGCCGCAGAAGACAGGUACCAUCUGUCCACUCAGCUUGCUGCACGUACACAAGAAGCUCGUGAGAGCGAAACGAGAUUUACUCGAAUGGCAGAGCUAUCACCCGCAGGUCUUUUCAUCGCCGAUCACGUUGGAAGAAUAACAUACUGCAACGACACGUGGUACGAAAUCGCACGAGUGCCGAGAGAACCAGAGUUGACCGACAGAUGGAUCGACUUCGUCAAGGAGGAGGACCAAAGCCUUAUUCUGGAGCAUUGGAAAAAACUGGUGAAUAAUACGACGCCAAUCAAUAUCGAGUUCCGAUUCAAGGCGCCUUGGGAGGAUCGAAAUCGCAACAAGAGUGACACGUGGGUUUUGUUCCAGGCCUUUCCAGAAAAAGAUGAGCAUGGGCAGCUUAAGAGUGUUUUUGGAAGCAUCACCAAUAUCAGCCCGCAGAAAUGGGCAGAGGGAUUCCAGAAGAGGAAAAUGGAGGAAGCAGUGGAGCUCAAACGACAACAAGAGAACUUCAUCGACAUCACGAGUCAUGAAAUGCGAAAUCCUCUUUCCGCUAUCCUGCAAUGCGCCGAUGAGAUUAGCACUAUCUUGAGUGAUUUCCGGGCUUCCGGCUCAAAAGUUAUGGACGCGGGUAUUCUGGCCGAUUCCAUCGAUGCGGCGCAGACUAUUGCCUUGUGUGCACAGCAUCAGAAACGAAUUGUUGAUGAUGUCCUGACGUUAUCGAAGCUUGACAGUGCAAUGCUCAUGGUGACCCCGGUUGACACACAGCCAUUGCAAGUCGUCCAACGUGCAUUGAAGAUGUUCGAAGGAGAAGUACAGACAGCUGGUAUCCAAAUGGAAUUUGUCCUUACAGAUUCUUUCACGCGGUUGGGCGUUGAUUGGGUCAAGAUUGACCCGUCACGAGUACUACAAGUCCUGAUCAACCUGACCACCAAUGCAAUCAAAUUCACCACCACAGAGGAGACAAGGACCAUCAAAGUCGUCCUCUCAGCGUCCCGCGAACGACCAUCAGCGAGCAAGAAUCCUACUGUUAGCUACUUCCCUAUGCGAGCCAAGCGAACAGACCAGACCUGUGGCCCCGACUGGGGCGAUGGCGAAGAGAUUUUCUUGGAGUUUGCAGUUCAAGACACAGGCCGGGGGCUUAGCCCCGAAGAGAAGAAGCUGCUGUUCCAACGGUUCUCCCAAGCAAGCCCGCGAACACACGUCCAAUACGGUGGAUCUGGCCUCGGCUUGUUCAUAUCCCGUGAACUCACAGAGUUACAGGGAGGCGAGAUUGGCGUUUCUUCUGAGGCUGGUAAGGGAAGUACUUUUGCUUUCUACGUCAAGUGUCGGAGAAGCAGUGAGCCACAAGAACCUCUGGAGGUUCUCCCAGUAGCGACUCUUUCACGGAAGGUAUCAAAUGCCAAGGACCGAGGAGGAACUACAUUGUCCGUACCAUCAAAGGUCAAGGACUUUGCGACCCUGAACAACAAGAGCGGUGCAGCUUCAAAGCCUAAGCUGAAGAAGAGGGAGCUCAAGGUAUUGAUCGUGGAGGACAAUCUUGUCAACCAAAAAGUCCUGCAACGACAGCUCCAUAACCAAGGCAUCCAAACCAUCGUCGCAAACCACGGCGGCGAAGCGCUCGAUGCCCUGAAGUUAUCCACCUUCUGGGCCUCUCCAUCUCCGACGGCAUCCCCCUCUUCUCCCACCGAUAUCUCAGUCGUUCUCAUGGACAAAGAAAUGCCCGUUAUGGACGGCCUCCAAUGUACCUCGAAGAUCCGCGAACUGGAGCAAGACGGAAUGUUAAAAAGCCACGUUCCCAUCAUCGCUGUCACAGCGAAUGCAAGAAGCGAGCAAAUUGCCACAUUGCUCGCAGCAGGCAUGGACGACGUCGUCAGCAAGCCCUUUAGAAUCGGCGAGUUGAUACCCAAGAUCGAGGAAUUGGCGAAUAGAUUCAAAGAUAAAGCGAAGCUUCUUCCAGGCGAAGUCAGUUUAGUGGCGCCUAGUUCGACCAUCUGA
Messenger RNA from Pyrenophora tritici-repentis Pt-1C-BFP, 4572 nucleotides. RefSeq names its product BaeS, Signal transduction histidine kinase. Gene Ontology annotation, biological process: phosphorylation; phosphorelay signal transduction system. Gene Ontology annotation, molecular function: phosphorelay sensor kinase activity. Lineage: Eukaryota; Fungi; Ascomycota; Dothideomycetes; Pleosporales; Pleosporaceae. The record is from RefSeq and is a predicted model, not a curated record.